UUGAUAAUAUUAGAAGACGCACUCUUUCAAACAGAUUAAUAGCAUAGAGAUCUAAUAUUUGUUUUGUUUAAUCGAUUGUGUUUUUACAACUUUAAAGCUGGCUCUAAAUUUAGAAAGUUAAAUGGCGGAAUGACAACAAUACAAACCCUUUUGUUUUUAAUUCGCUAUUUUAUCCGUCAUGAGAAAAAGAAGCUCCAAAUCGUCAAAUUAUUGCCCAUAAGUCCAGUGAGCAGGCGUCUGCCCAGGAUGGAUGAUCCUGAAGUAACAUUACAAGAACAGAUGUUUCAUAAUGCUGUCCGAGAGCACAUUAUUUCGUCCCUGCUGUUUAUACUUCUGUACUUAAUCUCCUAUGUGACGUUGUCUCAGUUCCGAAAGCAAGCUAGCAAUGAGGAUAUGUAUGCAGGUGAAGAGGAUGCGAAUGUGUACAGAUUCUCACUGUGGAUGUGCACUGCCACGCUGUCAGUGUCAGUGGGUGCGGCACUGCUGCUCCCCAUCUCUAUUGUCAGUAACGAGGUGGUCCUGCUCUACCCUGACAGCUAUUACAUAAAGUGGUUGGACUCCUCACUAAUACAGGGUUUGUGGAACCAUGUGUUUUUCUUCUCCAACCUGGCCCUGUUUUUCUUGAUGCCGUUUGCCUAUCUGUUCACCGAAUCUGAAGGCUUCUCCGGCUCCAGAAAGGGUCUGAUGGCUCGUGUCCAUGAAGCAGUUCUGGUUCUGUUCUUGGUCUGCAUCCUGGUGUCGGGCUUGGUCUACGUGGCGUCUGCCAUCAUCAGCGAUGACGAGAGGAGCAAACAGACGCUCUUUGACGUCUGGCACGACCACCUGCCCUACAUGUACUCCUGUAUCUCCUUCCUCGGUGUCUGCAUAUUGUUAUUGUGUACACCUGUUGGUGUUGCUCGUAUGUUCACAGUCAUGGAUCAGCUCAUUGUCAAGCCACAGUUUUUGCGAGACAUCGAAGAAAAACUCAGUAAAUUACAUUUUGAGGAGGAAAAUUUGCUCAGAAAAAUUACUUACAGAAAUGGUCCGUCCCAGAUCUCCAAUGGCCACGCCAGCCUGGAGUCUUUGAUACAGAGUUUAGAACAGAAACGCUCAGAGAAGAAGGAGUUAGAGAAGCGUCAGCACAUAUCAUUUUGGAGGCGGCAUCUUUGUUACCCUCUUGUUAUGUUGUUGUUAUUCGUCAUUACAGUAUCAGCAUUUUUCAUCGUCCUACAGAACACAUUUCUCCUGCUGGUGGGCACCAAAGCUUUGCCGCAGGUUGCUACAGACAUAGGCUUGGGGAUGACUUCCCUGUCCUCUUUUGGCUCUGUCGGAGCCGCCCUACAAAUUGUUGUGAUUUUAUACCUGAUGGUUGCGUCUGUGGUAGGCUUCUACACGUUGCCCUACCUGUGGCAGCUGCAGCCACGGCACAAGGACACGCCCAUGGUCAAGAUCAUCACCAACUGCGGCGUCAUCCUGCUGCUUAGCUCCGCACUUCCUGUCUUGUCCAAGACAUUGGGCAUCACCAACUUUGACCUGGUGGGUAACUUUGGCAGCAUGGACUGGCUGGGCAACUUUUACAUCAUCCUGUCCUGUAACAUGAUCUUCGCCGUCUCCACCGCCCUGUGCCUCAUCAAGAAGUUCACCAUGCCCGCCUGGCGGGAGAUGGCCGACCUACUCCGGUCUGCCUUCCGAUUGGGGAAAAAAUUGACUGUUCCGACGUCAGGGACGAUUCCAGCAUCUGCUGAUAACGGGUUGGGUGGGGUGAAUCCUGCUCAGGGACUGGUUGGCCUGAAGGAGGAGUGAACUCAAGCGAGAUCUUUAUUGGGGGGACAGGAGAGGUUUUACCUCGUGGAGAAGGGCUUUUCUAAGGAAAACUGAACGAAUUGUGAAAGAAUAACAAGGAAAACUUUAAAUAAGAAACCCAGAAAGACAACAAAUAGGAAAAAACAAAA
Messenger RNA from Aplysia californica (California sea hare), 1931 nucleotides. RefSeq names its product protein LMBR1L. The transcript has 15 exons. Lineage: Eukaryota; Metazoa; Mollusca; Gastropoda; Aplysiida; Aplysiidae. The coding region runs from base 130 to 1782 and encodes 550 amino acids. The record is from RefSeq and is a predicted model, not a curated record. Gene Ontology annotation, biological process: signal transduction. Gene Ontology annotation, molecular function: transmembrane signaling receptor activity.